UUGACAGUUUCUUGCAUCUAUUUCUUGCAGGAAAGUGCAGAGGCUAAAAGGCUUAAAGAAGAGCGUCUAGCCCAAUAUGAAGCUAAGAAGUCCAAAAAGCCAGCACUUAUCGCUAAAUCAUCUAUUUUGUUGGAUGUGAAGCCAUGGGAUGAUGAAACUGACAUGGUCAAAAUGGAAGAGUGUGUACGUUCAGUGACUAUGGACGGCUUACUUUGGGGUGCUUCCAAACUGGUUCCUGUGGGUUAUGGCAUCAAAAAGCUACAGAUUCAAUGUGUAGUUGAAGAUGACAAGGUGGGAACAGAUAUGCUGGAAGAAGCUAUUGUUGCAUUUGAAGAUUAUGUACAAUCUGUUGAUGUUGCAGCCUUCAACAAAGUGUAGAAUGACAACAAAUGAACACUUAAUAAAAACUGGCAUGUCCAGAA
Molecule: messenger RNA, 422 nt
Organism: Rhincodon typus (whale shark)
Lineage: Eukaryota; Metazoa; Chordata; Chondrichthyes; Orectolobiformes; Rhincodontidae
Product: elongation factor 1-beta
Exons: 4
Biological process (GO): translational elongation
Cellular component (GO): eukaryotic translation elongation factor 1 complex; cytosol
Molecular function (GO): translation elongation factor activity; guanyl-nucleotide exchange factor activity
Source: RefSeq, a predicted model, not a curated record